ACAACAAAUCGUCCUCGACUAAUUACGCAUCCGUGUGUCUUUAUGUCCGUGUGCAAAUGCUGGGAUAUACAUCCUACAGGGAUUGGUCGCCGGCGAGUGGGCAGCAGCAGCAGGGUUGGGCCCAGCUCAGCACGACGGGUCCGCAGCAGCAGAACGCAGGGGGCUUCGGGCCCCAGGCCACCGUCAAGCAAAACUCAUUUGCUAAUUCCGCCUAUCGGAACGCCGGACCUGGCAGCAACUAUGGAGCAAUGUCCGGUAGCGGCGGCGUGGUCGCAAUGAACGGUGGCGGCGUUACUGACGCUCAGGCGGCUCUUAGCCAAGUCCAACAACAACAGGUUGUAUCCGGCCAACAGUUUCAUUCAGGAGGAGCAGGUAGCGCGAGUAUGGUGGCCGCCGGAAACGGACCAGCCGCCGGGAUGGCCAUGCAGCAAGGAAGUCACGAAUUUAGUCAGAUGCAGAGUAUGGUAAUGCAACAGCAAAAUCAGCAACAAUAUAAUGGCAUGAACGGUUAUGGGCAGAGUCAUGGGUCCCAGCAGCAACCAGGCGGCCAGCAGCGGGGUGGACCAAUGGCCAGUAUGGCGGCCAUGAAUUCCAUGAAUCCAAUGGCUCAAAUGGCUAGUCUGGGGAUGGGUGGUAUGCAAGGAAUGCAACCAGGAAAUAUGAUGGGAACAAUGGGCGGCAUGAAUAACAAAAUGGCAGCAAUGCAGCAGCAACAAGCGGCGGGUAUGGCAGGUUAUCCAAGGAGAUUGGCACCAUAUCCAUCCCCCGCAGUGCACAUGACUCAGAAGAGGCAACAACAGCAGCAGCAGCAAGCUGGAUACCCCACCGGAUUUAACCCUGCCGCCACACAGUAUCCUGCAGGCUAUGGCGGAAAUGGUCGACCUGGUUUCAGUCCUGGUCAAUAUCCUGCUCAACAGCAAACCAUUGGGCCUGGUUUUGGAGGACCCGUGGCUCGCACUGGGAUGCGUCAGAAUACACCCCCUUAUAGCGGCCAACCAACGCAAUCAGCGGUACAACAACAGCAGCAGCAAUACUUCAAUGGAGGUCAAUUCACGCAUCAAACGGGACAGUAUCCCGGAGGGCAAUAUGCAGCUGGACCUGGCGGAUUCCAGCAAGAUGUUUCAUCCGGAAUGAGGAGUAUGAAUUACCAGCAUAGUCCUAUUCCGGGAAAUCCAACGCCUCCUCUUACGCCUGCCGGAAGCAUGCCACCGUAUAUUAGUCCAAAUGCGGAUACGAAACCUGGAUUUAAUGACUUAAAACCUCCUCUACCUAUACAAAAAGAUGAUGAAUUGAGGCUAACAUUCCCAGUUCGUGAUGGGAUCAUCUUAGCUCCUUUCCGACUUGAGCAUAACUUAGCAGUGAGCAAUCAUGUGUUCCAACUUAAACCCACCGUACAUCAAACUCUCAUGUGGAGAUCCGAUCUAGAAUUACAACUGAAAUGUUUCCAUCAUGAGGAUAGGCAAAUGAACACAAAUUGGCCUGCUAGUGUUCAAGUUUCAGUGAAUGCAACACCUUUGAUAAUAGAUCGAGGAGAAAAUAAAACUUCACAUAAACCGUUAUACCUCAAGGAUGUCUGUCAACCUGGCAGAAAUACCAUACAAAUAACAGUGUCAGCUUGUUGCUGUUCACAUCUGUUUGUACUGCAAUUAGUGCACAGGCCAAGUGUACGAAGUGUGCUGCAGGGCCUUCUACGCAAGAGGCUUUUAAAUGCUGAAUUGUGCAUAUCCAAAAUCAAAAGAAACUUUAGUAAUACGGCGCAGAAUACCAAUGGUGGAUUAUCUAAUGAUCGGGAUCGCGAUAUCGAAACUACUGCUCUUAAGGUAUCACUCAAAUGCCCAAUUAAUUUUAAGAGAAUAACAUUGCCAGCAAGAGGACAUGAUUGCAAGCACAUUCAAUGUUUUGAUCUGGAAUCUUAUUUACAAUUGAAUUGUGAGAGGGGUUCUUGGAGAUGCCCUGUAUGCAAUAAACCUGCCCAAUUAGAAGGACUGGAAGUAGACCAAUAUAUGUGGGGUAUAUUGAAUACGUUAAAUUCAUCUGAUGUUGAUGAAGUAACAAUUGAUUCUAGUGCUAACUGGAAAACAACUAAAAAUAUGUCUACUGGCAUUAAAACGGAAGAUGAUAGUGGAGACACUUGUAAUGGUGCAAAGCAACGCAUGAAUAAAGCUAUGUCUCCUGGAUCAAUGACAUUACCAACCAUGAACAAUUGGGAUAUGACACAAGCCAUGUCCCCCUACAUACCACCUGAUAUGAAUUCAAUAGCCAGUGGAUCAAUGAUGAACAACCAAACUGGACCACCAUCCUACAACCAGAGCCAGAUGAACAGAAAUGGCUUGAAUCAAAGCACCGGAUCUUCUGGUUAUGGUGAUUUUGGUUCUGGUCCUGGAAGUAAUGAAUACGCCGCAGGUGCUGGACCUCUGUCUCAUCUUAGCGACUCUGUGAAUUCCUUAGAUCCACUGAAUGCAAUGGAAAAGAGUCUGAAUGAUCAGAUGCCUCAUACCCCUCAUACGCCGCAUACACCUCAUACGCCGCACACGCCAGGAGGAACGCCAGGAUCGGCGCACACGCCUGGUGGCGGUAACUCGGGACCGCCUAGUGUACCCCCGCCACAAUCAGCGGGAGGAAACAACACUACAACUUCAACUUCAUCCUCGGCGUCUGGUGAUAAUGGAAGUUCAGCGAUAAUUAGCAACUCGAUUGGCAGUAAUUCUGGCAACAAUGGAAAUCCAAGUAGCGUGAAUGGAAACAAUGUCACGCAGCAAGGUCCAGCUAGUAAUCAUAACACGCUCAAUGAUGAUAUACCGUCAGAUUUGAAUUUUGAUCCAGCUGCUGUAAUCGAUGGCGAGGGAACAAAUGAAGGAUUGAAUUUGCUACCUGACAGUGUUGUGGACCCGAUGGAACUUUUGUCAUAUCUAGAUCCCCCAGACCUAAAUACACCUCCAUCAAGUGGUGCCUCAAGCAACGGAAACAAUACGACCAAUGAUGACAUAUUAGCUCUGUUUGACUGACUGAGUCCCAAACCUGGUCUCAGGGAUCAAAGAAAAACAAAGACCAUCACAGAUGCUGAAUGUGAUGAUAUAUUGGCUCUGUUUAUGUAAAUUAUAUAUUAAUAUAAACGAAGAAAUCAUCUACCCGAAGCCAAGAAUCGGUUUGAUCCCAGUUUACUACAUCUAAACAAAUUUUGAGAUCAGGUUUGAGGAAUUGAAAACCUUUGUAAAUAGAUGAACAGCCAUUUCUCAAUGGAUAUAUCCAUUUUUAAUUUCAACACAAACUGCCAAUGUUUGUGAGUUUUUAGAUUUUAAAAUAAAACAAACGGAGUAUUCAACUCUCGUUGUAAUUGUGAUAUAAUUAUAUAUGUAUAGACACAGAAUUAAAUAAUUGUUGUCACAAAUUGUGGUCCAAGUUAAUCAAAGGUAUGUGAAGUGGAAAACAGUGUUUUGGAUGUGAUUAUUGAAAAUUUAAGGAUAUGUGAAGAAUAUAAUCACACCACGUUUCAUGAUGCAUUUGUUAAAAGAAUGCAGUAUGACACUACAAAAACAUUUUCAUGAGAUUUUUUUUCAAGAUCAUAUGUGUCAAUGGCAAUGAUUAUUAAAAUUGAAACAGUUCCUCUACUAAGUUUAUAUUGAGACACUAAAGCAAGUUAAAAAUAGUGAAUAAAUAAGCAGAUUUAUUUGUGAGGUUUCAACAGCACUCUAAGAACAUUAUCUUGAUGAUUAUAUAGUUCCAAGAAAUAUCUAAAGUUUAUUCUAAAUUAUUAAGAAAUCUUAAACUAGAAUAAGGCAAAUGUUAAAUUUAUAGAAUUCUCAACAAAUGGAACUAGCAUUUGAGAAAUGAGUUUUUAAAUAUUUUUAUUUAUAAAAAGUUGAUGAAAAAUUUUCAAAAACAUUUUUAUGAGAUAGAGAAUACACCUUAAGCUAUAUCAAAAUCUGGGAAACAAUUGUUUUUAGUACGAUGCUAGUGAAUCUUAUAUAAUCCCGGGGAAUCUAAUUAUAACAAUUUUUUAAAAAAAACAUAAAAUUUGCUGAUGUAAAGUAUUGGCCGUAUGUGAAUAAGAAAUUAAAUGUGUGAUAGCGUUGGACAACAAGUUUUAAAAUAAAAUUUAGUUAAGAUAUAUGAAUGAAAGUGCAAAAAUAUGAUAGUUUUUAAAUUAAAAUGGAAAAAAGAACUAAAAAAAUUGA
Molecule: messenger RNA, 4175 nt
Organism: Ctenocephalides felis (cat flea)
Lineage: Eukaryota; Metazoa; Arthropoda; Insecta; Siphonaptera; Pulicidae
Gene: tna
Product: zinc finger MIZ domain-containing protein 1
Exons: 12
Coding region: 57-3005 (982 amino acids)
Biological process (GO): protein sumoylation; regulation of transcription by RNA polymerase II
Molecular function (GO): SUMO ligase activity; zinc ion binding
Source: RefSeq, a predicted model, not a curated record